Carica papaya (papaya) is the source of this 3188-nucleotide messenger RNA. RefSeq names its product nuclear poly(A) polymerase 1-like. Lineage: Eukaryota; Viridiplantae; Streptophyta; Magnoliopsida; Brassicales; Caricaceae. Gene Ontology annotation, molecular function: poly(A) RNA polymerase activity; RNA binding. Gene Ontology annotation, cellular component: nucleus. Gene Ontology annotation, biological process: RNA 3'-end processing. The record is from RefSeq and is a predicted model, not a curated record.
GCCAAUAGUUAACAAGGAAAUACCAGGUGAUUUCCUAUAUAUAUUCGUCACCAUCAACUCACCGCUCGUUUCUUCUCUUUUUUCUAUUUCUUCUCUCCUAAGUUUCUUGAUUUUCUUGUAUUCUGGGUUCGAGCUCUGAACGGCGAUCGUUAAUUUCUAAGCCUUCCACUAAGAAAUUAACAAGGUCGAUUCUGUUGUUUUCGCGGUAUAAGUCCACUAGUUCUUUCGUCCACGAGGAAUAAGGAGAGGAGAUUUGCUUGUUUCGGUUUAUUCUUCCUGAUUCAUUGAGAAGCCGUCUGCAAGCACUUUGGCGCUAAAGUUUUAACCAGUUCAAGGUGAUUCUCAAUUCUUGCUUUAUGUUCGAUUCAAGGUGACUCGAGUCUAGGGUUUUGUUCCGUUCAAGGUGACUCUGGGGUUUUGUUGGAUUCAAGGUGACUCUCAAGAACAGGGUUUUGUUCAAUUCAAGUUUGCGUCGUGCGGUACAUAGAGGAAGAACGAGAUUUCUUGAAUUCUUUGUUGUAAAAUUUGGAAUUAUUCUUGCGAUAUUUGAGCUUUUGAUGUCUGUAUUUGGGAUACUGUUUUUCUUAUUGUAAUUUGGAGAUAUUUCAUUGUUCUUUUUAUCUGUUAUCCUGACUUAACAUAUUGAGAUCUCUCCUGAUUAUCAAAUACGAGAAAGAAUUGUCACAUUUUUAAAGAUUAAUAUAAAUAGAAGAAAAAAGUAAACGAAUUUUACCAAGAAACGGAAGAAAGAACGGCUUUCGCUGAAAAAAAAGAAGAAAUAUUUACCAAAAAAAAGAAAGAAAAGGUUUUUCCAAAGAAAAGAAAUUGACUAAAAAAAUAAGAAAUAACGGUAUUCAUUGUACUUACCUGAAUUGCGCUGAAGAAAAAUAUUAGUUUAAUAAUAUUUCUAGAAGGGAGAAGAUGGGUGUUUCUUCGGCCACCAAGGAAUCAAGGAUGGGACUGACGGAGCCAAUAUCUACUGCGGGUCCAACUGAGCUCGAUCGGACUAGAAAUUAUGAACUGGAAAAGUUUCUGGAAAAUGUGGGAUCGUAUGAAAGUGUGGAAGAGACUGCUAGAAGGGAGGAGGUCAUGGGAAGGAUGAACCAGAUUGUGAAAGAUUGGGUGAAAGAGAUCUGCAUCAACAAGGAAUUUAAUGAGCAGCUGGUUGAGGAAGCUAAUGCGAAGAUUUUUACCUUUGGCUCUUACCGAUUGGGAGUUCAUGGUCCUGGGGCAGAUAUUGAUAUGCUAUGCAUAGGGCCCAGAUAUGUCACUCGAAAUGAAGAUUUUUUUGGCAAUCUAUAUGGGAUUCUUGCAAAAAUGCCUGAAGUAGAAGAAUUGCACCCUGUGCCUGAUGCUCAUGUUCCUGUAAUGAAUAUUAAGUUCAACGGCAUUUCUAUUGAUCUCCUUUAUGCAAAACUGGAGCUCUGGACUAUUCCUGAAGACUUGGAUAUUUCUUAUGAUUCAAUACUACGAAAUGUGGAUGAGCAGACAAUACGCAGCCUUAAUGGAUGCAGGGUCACUGACCAGAUUUUGCGAUUGGUUCCAAACAUUCAGAAUUUCCGUACUACCUUGAGAUGUGUGAAGUUUUGGGCAAAGCAGCGUGGAAUUUAUUCUAAUGUCAUAGGAUUUCUUGGUGGAAUAAAUUGGGCAUUGCUAGUUGCUCGUGUCUGCCAACUCUACCCAAAUGCACUUCCCAGUGUUUUGAUUUCCAAGUUCUUCAAAGUCUUCUCACAAUGGCGGUGGCCUAAUCCAGUCAUGCUGUGCCCUAUACAAGAAGGAAGCCUCAGUCAUAAAGUUUGGGAUCCAACAAGAAAUCUCCAGGACAGGAAACAUUUAAUGCCGAUAAUAACUCCUGCGUAUCCAUGCAUGAACUCGAGUUACAAUGUAUCAUCAAGCACGUUUGGCAUCAUGCAAAAAGAAUUUCAGAGGGGCAAUGAAAUUUGUGAGGCUCUGGCAGCAAAGGAAACUUGUUGGACUACUCUCUUUGAGCCUUUCCCUUUUUUUGAAGCAUUCAAGAAUUAUCUGCAUAUAGACGUGACUGCCAGGAACGAUGAUGACUUAAAGAUCUGGAAAGGCUGGGUUGAAUCUCGGCUUCGUUUAUUAAUUCUAAAGAUUGAGAGGAACACAUGUGCAACGCUUCAAUGCUGUCCUCACCCGGGCAACUUCUCAGACAAAUCAAGGUCAUUCAACAGUUCUUACUUCAUGGGUAUAAGGAGACAAGAAACUUCUGUUCAGGAAGGUCAAUAUUUUGACUUAAGGUUAACCAUUGAGGAAUUUAAGCACUGUCUGCGAACUUUUACCUUAUGGAAACCUGGAAUGGGGAUCACAAUAAGUCACACAACACGCAGAAACAUCCCUGAUUUUGUCUUCCCUGGUGGGGUGCAGCCAAUAAAUAAGACCAAAAAGGUUUAUGGGGCUGCUAAUGGGAAGAAAAGAAAGCGUGAUGAAGGUAGUACCAGCUGUAAUUUGAGAAAAUCUGACUUUGCAACAAAAAAUGAAGAUGCAAAAUUGGUAGAAGAGGCUAUACCAAGAGGGGGAUGUGAAGUUAAUGGAAAUGGCUACUUGGAUAUUGCUCAUGGUGUUCCUGUAGAACAUCUCAAAGUUGGUAGUUCUUCUGCUGAAUGCCUGACCUCGAUGAGCGCUUUAUCUGGUUCAUCUGAAGCAGAGAAGAUUUUGCUUACUUGCCAGCAAGCUUCCUCUAAAGAAGUUGAGAAGGUGAAAGAUGAUGCAGGAUCAAGAACUCAAGUCCAGAAUUUUGCUACAAGCUGUACAGUGGAUUUGUCGGAGUCAUUGACUAGAACGUUAGAAGGAACUGCAGAGAAAGGAGCCAGCCUAUGCUCUAAUAUUUUGAAGAACACAGAACCAGAGGAACUUGAGUCUACUCAACAACCGAAGUCUGCUGCAUGCGUAACUGCAAAAAAGCCUGUCAUCAGGUUUAAUUUCACUUUGGUGAGAGCUGCUUGAAAUUCAUUUUCCUCCAUCUGUUGGACUGACUGUACUAAGCUGAAAUUAGGUUAGAGCUUAGGGCUUAACAAGAGCUCUUUUUGCUCCUGUAGAGCAGUUAUUUGGAAGUAAGGGCAGUUAUUGUAACUCAUAAAUAUGUAAAGAACAGUGUAUAUAAUUUUUUGCCAAUAAAUAAUGUAAAAAAUUAUAUUUUCUUAAUCUUUUAUGCAGGGAUAUACUUGCAU